Messenger RNA from Gadus morhua (Atlantic cod), 2033 nucleotides. RefSeq names its product syntaxin 2b (gene stx2b). Gene Ontology annotation, biological process: intracellular protein transport; exocytosis; synaptic vesicle fusion to presynaptic active zone membrane. The transcript has 11 exons. The coding region runs from base 369 to 1244 and encodes 291 amino acids. NCBI's taxonomy places the organism in Eukaryota, Metazoa, Chordata, Actinopteri, Gadiformes, Gadidae. Gene Ontology annotation, cellular component: endomembrane system; SNARE complex; plasma membrane. The record is from RefSeq and is a predicted model, not a curated record. Gene Ontology annotation, molecular function: SNARE binding; SNAP receptor activity.
GAGGUGGUGGUGGUGGUGGUGGUGGUGCUGUGUGGUCGUGAGGCGUUUGCGAUCAAAGAGGUGUUGCCAAACGCCUCAGAGUCAGAAAAGAGGACUAUAUCGCUGAUAAAUGGGAGCAUUUACACUUUUUUUUACGCUUUUCGUUUUAAAAAUAAUUAACCUUUGAACCAUAGAACGGAGAAGUAACUUUCCACUUCUUGCAUAUUUAAUUUUUGUCGUCAACAAACCGAACCUCCAAACAGUCUCCAUUUGAGACCCGACACGCGUGCCCAGUUGUGGGGCACAGGCAGGGCUCCAACAUGAAGAAAUAUGCUUAUUAAAUAGAAGAACAUUAGAAAUAGAGUUAUUGAACCAAGGCGGUCGGUGUAAUGAAGGACCGACUUGGGGAGUUCGCCGCUAACUGCACCCAGGUUGAGGAGGAGGUGGAGGUGGACAGAGAUUGUUUUAUGGAAGGAUUCUUCAGAAGAGUGGAAGACGUCAGAGGGCUUAUUGACAACAUCGCUUACAAAGUGGAGGAGGUGAGGAAGAUGCACAGCACCAUCCUGUCGGCGCCCAACCCAGAUGAAGCAACAAAGCAGGGACUGAACAGGCUGACCAAUGACAUCAAAGGGACUGCCAACGUUGUGCGGGCUAAACUCAAGUCGAUUGAGCUCAGCCUACCUCAAGACGACAUGGCCCACAGAACCUCAGUGGACCACCGGAUCCAGAAGACACAGCACACGGUGCUUUCCAGGAGAUUUGUGGAGGUUAUGAUGAUGUACAACGAGACUCAAGUGUCCUUUCGGGAAAGGAGCAAAGGGAGGAUCCAGAGGCAGCUUGAGAUAACUGGAAGAGUGACCACAAACGAAGAGCUGGAGGACAUGCUAGAAUGCGGAAAUCCAUCCAUCUUCACUUCUAAUAUUAUUUCAGAUUCUCAAAUCACGCGGCAGGCGCUAAACGAGAUCGAGUCGCGUCACCAGGACAUCAUUCGUCUGGAGGCCAGCAUCAGAGAGCUGCGCACCAUGUUCAUGGACAUGGCCCUGAUGGUGGAGACCCAGGGGGACAUGGUCAACAACAUUGAGAAGAACGUCUCAACUGCCGCUGAGUACAUCGGCAUGGCGAAGGAGGAGACCAAAAAGGCUGUGCGGUACCAGAAGAAGUCACGCAGGAAAUUUGUUUUCCUUGCAUUUGCAAUAUUGAUCCUGAUUGCGGUCGUUGCACUUAUUGUUGGCCUGUCUGUUGGGCUAACUAAACCCCCUGCCUGAGAAUCACUCAUCACUUCCUCAGACCAUUCUCUACCUCAUCGAGGGUCGGGAAGGAGCCAUGGGUCUCAUACUCUUGGUUGGAAUCUUUGACUGAUGGAUCCUGUAGCAAAUCACCGUCAGCUGAGUCUGUGUCGGGUGUGGAGUCACUUAGUCAACCACAAAACCUAAAACAUGACCAAUCAACUUUUUUCCUCGCAUCCAUCCAUCUUGUUCAAAAUUCUUUCAACUAAUGGGUGCCUAAAGAAUAAAUCAUAUCAACACACAGCUCAAUCAACCCAAUUAUUCCUCCUGUAAGUACGUUUGAGCAUGUCUUCAUAGAAAAAAUAUAUAUAAACGAUGUAUAUGCUUGUAUUAUCUCUGAUUAUUAGGGGUCUGAGCAGCACAGCUGCUUGGUCCCCUUUUGUUUCUGUAACGUGUUCUUUUUCCUCUAAUUCUGUAAAAGUCAUACUGCAGCCUAUACCGUAAGUCGAAAACUCUUGAAAUGUUAAGGUAUGGUUAAUAUUAACUCCAACUACCCAUACAAAAGCUGGCGCUAUUGUAAAAAAUCAUGAAUUAGUCUUAUUUCUCCUCACCAGAUUGACCUGGACUCAAAAUUCUUUCAUAAUAUUAAUCUCUAGAAUCAGAUGCAUCUGUAAAACCCUUAUGCCCUAAAAAUGUUUACCUCUCCCACACUUUCAUAUUGAAGCCAAACAUAAUAAAAAGAUUCACAGGCUACCAAAAUAAUCAAAGAUUCACCAAAAUCGCCACAUAAAAUCUUUAGACCCAGCCUCACAAAAAUCAUCAAACAGA